UAUGGAUAUGGGGAUUUUGGAUUUUUUGAUCGGGAGAGAUGCAAGAAAGUUCAUCAAACGGAAAGACAGUGAUGCAGGCGAAGCAGGUCGAGCGCUGGAGGAACUGCGAAGCUCCCUCUACAAUGAGCUUCGAACAUCAGAAGGGGCCAAGCGACAACAACAACGGCUUUGUGGACCCACUGUGGCAAUGACCUUCAAUUUUUUGGUUGCUGUUGGGAUAAUCAUGGCUAACAAAUUGGUGAUGGGAAAGAUUGGAUUUAAUUUCCCAAUCUUUCUCACACUAAUCCACUACUUUUCUUCAUGGGUUCUACUGGCCAUCUUCAAAGCACUUUCAUUACUUCCGACCUCUCCUCCUGCCAAAUCCACACCAUUCUCUUCUCUCUUUUCCUUGGGCACAGUCAUGGCACUGUCCACUGGCCUUGCCAAUGUCAGCUUGAAGCAUAACAGUGUUGGUUUCUAUCAAAUGGCCAAGAUAUCUGUUACUCCAACCAUUGUUUUGGCAGAGUUCCUUCUCUUUAGAAAAAUGGUUUCUUUCAAUAAGGUUAUUGCUCUUUCCAUUGUCUCAGUAGGUGUAGCAGUGGCAACCGUAACGGAUUUAGAAUUCAAUUUCUUUGGCGCUUGUAUUUCGUUAGCAUGGAUAAUCCCCAGUGCUAUGAACAAAAUUCUAUGGUCUAAUAUGCAACAAAAAGGCAACUGGACAGCCCUAGCGUUGAUGUGGAAGACGACACCUGUGACUAUUUUCUUCUUGUUGGUGUUGAUGCCGUGGCUUGACCCACCAGGAGUUCUGUCUUUCAAUUGGGAUCUCACUAGUACAUCUGUUAUCAUUAUAUCUGCUGGCCUUGGUUUUCUCCUUCAAUGGUCUGGAGCUUUGGCACUUGGUGCAACAUCUGCAACCUCUCAUGUUGUUUUGGGCCAGUUCAAGACUUGUGUGAUCAUGCUCGGAGGCUACCUAAUCUUCAAUUCAGACCCAGGAUUGAUGAGCAUUUGUGGGGCUACUGUUGCACUCUGUGGAAUGGCAGUUUACACCUCACUCAACUUGCGGGAGUCAAAGGAGAGUAGUAGUAAGCAACUGGCAAAACAGCUGGAUUCAUCGUCUUCAAAACCCAAGACCAGUGUUGGAGUCUCCACUGAGAAACCAGAUGUAAAAAGCACUACCACGAGUACUGUCUAAGAUUGUAAGCUGAGACUCUCAAAAGGGGGAAGGAAACUGAGGCUUGUAAAAUUUUUUGUCAUUUUCCUAGCUAUUAGUUACUCCGUAGUAUUAUUUUGUUGGCUUCUGGGUAGAAAAAGAAUCAUGUACAGACGUGACUGUCCACA
This is a messenger RNA of Nelumbo nucifera (sacred lotus), 1317 nucleotides long. Its product is annotated as Nucleotide/sugar transporter family protein. The record is from RefSeq and is a predicted model, not a curated record. Lineage: Eukaryota; Viridiplantae; Streptophyta; Magnoliopsida; Proteales; Nelumbonaceae.